Messenger RNA from Colius striatus (speckled mousebird), 3454 nucleotides. It is a transcript of the gene PRKACB, whose product is annotated as protein kinase cAMP-activated catalytic subunit beta. The coding region runs from base 243 to 1298 and encodes 351 amino acids. Gene Ontology annotation, biological process: peptidyl-serine phosphorylation. The transcript has 10 exons. The record is from RefSeq and is a predicted model, not a curated record. Gene Ontology annotation, cellular component: nucleus; cAMP-dependent protein kinase complex. Lineage: Eukaryota; Metazoa; Chordata; Aves; Coliiformes; Coliidae. Gene Ontology annotation, molecular function: cAMP-dependent protein kinase activity; ATP binding.
AGAGGAGGCGCCGCCCCGGCCGUCAUUUCCGCCGUGUGUCGGGGUGGGGGAGGGGGGCAGAGCGCUCGCCUCCUCCUCCGCGGCGGCCGGAGACACAGAGACCCAGCGCGGGGCGAGGGGAGCUCAGCCGCCGCCGCGCACGCGGGCCGCGCCGCCCCGCUAGCCGAGCCCUGCCCCCGCCCGCCGCAGCCGCCCGGCAUCCUUCCCGCCCCCCCCCGCGCCCGCGCCGCCCCGGCCCGGCCAUGGGGAACGCAGCUACCGCCAAGAAGGGCAACGAGAUCGAGAGCGUGAAAGAGUUCCUAGCCAAAGCCAAAGAAGACUUUUUAAAAAAAUGGGAAAGCCCCCCUCAGAAUACUGCUGGCCUAGAUGAUUUUGAGAGGCAAAAAACCCUUGGAACAGGAUCAUUCGGGAGAGUUAUGAUGGUGAAACAUAAAUCUACAGAACAGUAUUAUGCUAUGAAGAUACUGGACAAACAGAAGGUUGUCAAACUGAAGCAAAUAGAACACACACUGAACGAGAAGAGAAUAUUACAAGCGGUGAACUUUCCUUUCCUUGUAAAACUGGAGUAUUCUUUUAAGGACAAUUCUAAUUUAUACAUGGUAAUGGAGUAUGUUCCUGGUGGUGAAAUGUUUUCACAUCUAAGAAGAAUCGGAAGGUUCAGUGAACCACAUGCACGGUUUUAUGCAGCUCAGAUAGUGCUAACAUUUGAGUACCUCCAUUCAUUAGACCUCAUCUACAGAGAUCUAAAGCCUGAAAAUCUUUUAAUUGAUCAGCAAGGAUACAUCCAGGUGACGGACUUUGGCUUUGCAAAAAGAGUAAAAGGAAGAACUUGGACGUUAUGUGGGACUCCAGAAUACCUGGCACCUGAAAUAAUUCUCAGCAAGGGUUACAACAAGGCAGUGGAUUGGUGGGCAUUAGGAGUGUUAAUCUAUGAAAUGGCAGCUGGAUAUCCCCCAUUCUUUGCAGAUCAGCCCAUUCAAAUUUAUGAGAAGAUUGUGUCUGGCAAGGUAAGGUUCCCAUCACACUUCAGUUCAGACCUAAAGGAUCUUCUAAGAAAUUUACUCCAGGUAGACUUGACCAAACGAUAUGGAAAUCUCAAGAAUGGUGUAAAUGACAUAAAGAAUCACAAGUGGUUUGCAACUACAGAUUGGAUUGCCAUUUAUCAGAGAAAGGUAGAAGCUCCAUUCAUACCAAAGUGCAGAGGCCCUGGAGAUACCAGCAACUUUGAUGACUAUGAAGAAGAAGAUAUUCGUGCGUCUCUAACAGAAAAAUGUGCAAAAGAAUUUGCUGAUUUUUAGUAUGAGUAAGAGGACAAGAUGACAUCAGGGCUCACAUUGGGAUCUUUGCACUCUGUUAACAGAUGAGGUGGAGCUGAGACCAUCAUAUGUCAAAACAGUUACCUAGUUACUUCAUUCCACAAAGCUGACUGAGGUCUUUAUUGCCAUCUUCCAUGUGUGCAGUUUGCACCAACCCUUCUAACUAGGCACAAUUAAGCAAGCACUGUUUGUGCAGUAACACAGAAUAAUAGACCACUUUCCUACUUAACUUUGGUUUCUGUCGUUCUUUGUUUCUGUGUAUUGUUCAUUUUCCCCCUUUAAAAUGAAGUAGUUUUUUACCCAAGAAUGCUCCAUUUUAUUUUGAAUAAUGUAUUAUUUGUGUGAGUGAAAUGGAAGGUGUUGCGGCUAGUGUGAUUUAGACUGAAGUGAAAGAUAAAUGUUGCUUCUAGUCUGUGCCAGCCAAUAAUUCUUGUCUGUCUUGUGUCUGAUGCUACAAUUUAUAAUAAUUUUUUAGUAGCUCAGACUAAACCUAGCCAACAUUUUUAGCAUUUUGGAAGGUAGUAUUUAUCGCCAUAUAAAUGUCUGCUAAAUUAACUUAAAACAUUUCUUCCUGGAGACUGACCAAAAUUCAGUAGAAUCAAUUGGAUGGCUUAAGUAGGGGACAGUAGCUUGACCCCGUGCCUUGGUUUUCUACAUCCCUGCAGUUUUCAUCACUGCCUUCUUCCUUUGUAUUUCCCACCUAGGCAGUAGGGAGAUCACCAUAACCAGACUGUACCACAGAAAGCUUACAGUCCUGAGAGGGAGUAAUUCCACCUGGUCUGGAUUUUGGACCAUAUUUAACCAAGUCAACUUACCAGCAUUUCAGUUGGCAGGUAUAAAAUGGCUUUUUUAAGAACAUGAACCCUAAACUCUUAAAGGAAGUUUUGGUCAGUAUUGUAGAGAAUAUGAUUCAUUUUGAUCCACUUUUUUUUUUUUUAAACAAAAAAAGCGCCAAUGUUUGGGCUCCCAAAGUAUUCCUUGUUUUGAGCCUUUUUUGGUUGAAAAAGGCAUUCAUUAAAAUAAAAACCACCACACCAUGAAAAGCAAAAUGCGCUCUGCCAUUAGCUGUGAAAAACAAAUGGUUUAGCAAAUGCAAACUAAUGUUCUAGAUGCAUCGCUGGAUGAACACGGUUAUUUUUUGUUAGCUGUUAAGAAUAAGAGGUUAUUGCCAAGUUUUUAUUCUGGUAUACUAUAUUAGUAAACUGAGGAUGAAGUACUGCUACAAUCAUUUUCUUUUUAGUUACAGCACUUCAUUCACGAAGAAAAGAGACAAAGUUUAAAAACUGCAGCAUCUGGGUUUAUUUUAGUUGCGUUGUGUCUUCAUUUCUAACCUACUUUCUUUCAAUCAAACAGAAUGUAUGGUCACACAGAUACAGGUAUUUGGGCUUAAUUAUGUUUUGUAUACUCUCACCAACUGACUUAAAAGAUAUUGCUACCAUGUGCUAGCUUUGGGCACUUUUACACAUUUAUUUCAAUGUUAAUAAUCAGUGGCUCAGCACUUUUUUUGGGGUUGCUUUUAAACUUUUUCAUAGUAGUUUUAUUUGUACACUUGAUUCUGGCCGUCUCAGUGACCUGUCUUAAAACAGCACAUCCAAAACAGUUUAAACUAGACUCAUAUUUUAUGAUAAAUUUACAUGCAUACAAGGAUGAAUUGUUUUUAAAAGAAAAAAAAAUGAGCUAUAUUGAUACAGAGCCAUUGUAUUUGUUUGAAUGUCAGUGCAAAUAAACCACUGGCAUUCCUUCCUUUUAAUCUGUAUGAUGCUGCUUUAACAAAAGCCUUUGUAGACGUUUUACAAGAGAAUGAAACGUACCAUCAACAUUCUGUAUGUUUAGGUUGUUGAGCAUUUUUGCACAACGUCAUUAGGAGGCUGACACUGAAUGCAGUCUUUGUCCACCCAUAUUUACAUAUGUGCAAGAAAAGUAUAAGAUACUUUGCUGUAGCAAAUUUUAUGUAACAAAGAUAUAUCGUCACAUUAAUAAAUUUAAAGAAAUCCUUUGUAUGAAAAUGUUAAAAUCUUUUGUAUUUCAUUUAGACCAAGGACAUGCUGCUGUAUGCUAGCUGUAUGCGAUAAAUUCUACAGUAACUUUGUUGUCGUUUAUGAACUUUAAAAGAUUUUAAUAAAUGUUGGAGAUCACAA